AUGGGGCUAUUGAGGCUGACUCUCGCACCGACCAAGACGGAGGCGGUAAUCUUCCGUCCUCCUCGCUGCCGCAAAAAGAGACCUGUGACAGUAUGGGUUGGGCCAACUCAAGUCGCGACGCAACCACAUAUGAAGUACCUAGGUCUACAGGUAGACGACAGGUGGAAGUUUAGGGCCCACUUUGAUUACGUGGCCCGCAAAACCCACAAAGUGACCUGGGCUCUGAGCCGGCUUCUCCCCAACCUCGGAGGACCGCGGCAGAGUGUGCGAAAGUUAUACGCUAACGUCGUGCACUCUGUCGUUAUGUACGGCGCUCCGGUGUGGCACCGGGAGGUCGGGAUGGGCCGGACAGCUGCCCCAAUAGCCUCGGUUCAACGUCUUGUGGGAGGCCGGGUGGCGCGGGCCUAUCGAACCGCGGCCCUCGAAUCCGUUCGACUGCUCGCGAGGAUCCCACCUGUGGACCUGCUGGCCGGUGCAUACGCGGAAGCGUACGAGGCCAGAAAGGCGGAGCUGGGCAGGGCGCGAGCGACCGGCCGAGAUCUUAAUCCGGAAGAGGUCGGGCGAGCCCGGUCGGAGGCGCACGAUCGCAUGGUUCUGCGGUGGCAGCACAGAAUCGAGGACCCACGUCUCCAAGGAUGGAGGGUUAGAGAAGCGGUGGAACCGGUCCUGAAAGACUGGGCGAGUCGGCCGUAUCUCUGA
This is a messenger RNA of Pseudomyrmex gracilis, 699 nucleotides long. RefSeq lists its product as uncharacterized. NCBI's taxonomy places the organism in Eukaryota, Metazoa, Arthropoda, Insecta, Hymenoptera, Formicidae. The transcript has a single exon. The record is from RefSeq and is a predicted model, not a curated record. The coding region runs from base 1 to 699 and encodes 232 amino acids.